This is a messenger RNA of Ruditapes philippinarum (Manila clam), 1841 nucleotides long. RefSeq lists its product as uncharacterized. Gene Ontology annotation, cellular component: membrane. The record is from RefSeq and is a predicted model, not a curated record. The transcript has 8 exons. Lineage: Eukaryota; Metazoa; Mollusca; Bivalvia; Venerida; Veneridae. Bases 273 to 1775 code for a protein of 500 amino acids.
UCAUAUUUCCUGUUUCGUCGCUAUAUGACCUAAAUUGUGUUGGUGCGCCGUAAAACCAAACAAAACAAACUGUCAUCAGGACAGGAAUCAGCAGGAUAGUUUGAACGGCCUAACUUGUAUGUUACAUCAGAAUAACUGACAGGUUUGUUGGUGUCUGUAAUAUGUACUUAAAUGCUCCUGAUCACUGUUAUGGAACACAGGUUUUUUUAUUUAAAAUCAACAAAUAAUUUUUGUUUUGAUCUUUGAAGACUUUAUCAUGAAAUGAUCUAAAAAUGGAAGAUACUCUAUACAUUUUUCUUUCUUCGGUAUUUCUGCUAUAUCAGUUUAUUAUCAUAAGUUCACAAGAGGAACCAUGUCUUAAUAUAGAGGAUAAGACAGUUCACAGGAUAGGACUUCAGGAAACACAAUUUUGGACAGCGAAAACACUACAUUUUGAACACUGUGCGAAACUUUGUGUCCGGCAAAAAAGAUGCAACUCAAUCACGUUUGACACACAAAGUCGCAUGUGUGAACUUAACACUGGAACGAGAACGGAUACACAGACAAGAACCGGAGAAAACCUUUUGUACUCAGAAUUUAAGUGGUGGCCUUCUAGUCUGGAUAAGAAUUGCUACAGUCGUCCUUGUGCAGAGUCCGAGUCUUGUAUCCCGGUAACGCUGCUUGGUGGAUCUGCAGAGUGUUCUUACACGUGCAUUCAGACUUUCAGAGAUGUAUGUCCACUGCCUCGAUGGGGUGUAUCCAAUGGUAGGACAGUGGGGUCAGUCAACACUUACGUGUGCGGUAAGGGUACAACUGGUGGAGGGACUGCAGUGUGUUUACCUAAUAAACAGUGGGAUAAGGAUAUCACACCUACGUGUACACCCAUUUUUGGUCAGAAGUGCAGCGACAACGGGCUUUGUUCUGAGAUAGACGGAAAAUGCUCAGAUCAAGGUGUGUGUCAGUGUGAACCAUACAGGACAUAUAACGAUACACAAAAACAAUGUGAACCUGAUUGCGGUGAACCUCCUGAAGUUGACAAUGCUCAGAAAAAUGGUAGCAAGUCCAGCGUUAUGUAUACGUGUAAAGCUGGUUACCGUCCUUCAUCUGCCUCUAGUAACACCAUUACGUGUACACAGUCAGGCUGGGAACCAACGAAUAGUUUCUCUUGUGUUUUUGCCUGUGGUGACCCGCUUGAAGUUCCAGGGGCUACAGUAACCGGGUCCGGAUCCGUGCGGAAGUAUACGUGCAACGCACCCUUAUACAAUAUUCCGGGAAAGGGGAGUGAGACGAUAAUUUGUGAUGAAUCUUUGGGAAACUGGACACCGACAGGCUUUAAAUGCGGAGGUAUACGCCUGAUUCUGGGUCAACCUGAAUUCAGAGAGUAUCGUAAUUGGCAUCUCAGCGGGUACCUUGAAAUGUUUAUAGAAGAGUGGAGGGCUAUAUCCCCACACAUGUGGACAUGGAAUGAUACAAAAGUUGCAUGCAGACAACGUUUUGGUCUAGAAUUUGGAGGAACAUAUUAUAAGAAUUGGUAUAAUACAAGCAACCCAAGUCAACUUCCUAAAAUUUCUAAUUUGAACACUGGAUGCCACGGAGACGAGGAAAUACUUGAACUUUGUCCUGGGUUUCUAUUAAAGAGUGAUUACUCGGUUAACGAGCUUGCGUUAACCUGCUUCAAAUACGGCAACAUAGGUAAUGUGCUAAACACUUCUAGAAAGUGGAAAUUUCACGUUUUAUGGUUACGUUGUUACAUGUCAUUUUAUAUCACUUUAUGUAAAAUUUGUACAGUCAUAUAACGUAAUUUUAUGAUACGUAUCUUAAGAAACAGAUAUGCUUAAAUGACUCUCUAGAUUCAAUCGAGC